AUGGGCAAUUCAAAGUCGCCACUCGUAUUUCUCAUGUCCGUGGCAGUAUUGCUACUCAGUCUGGCUCGCGUUGGUCGUUGGAUAAGCAGCCAUAUAUCUUUGCAAAGCUCAGUGGAAGCAAAGUCGGCUUUGAUUACAGAACGGUAUAGUUGUCGCCAGGAUUACACGGUCGAGAUCAUAUCGUUUGACCCUUGGGUUAUUUACAUCAACAAUUUCAUCAAGGAAGAGGAGAUAAAUCAUCUCCUCGAGCUCACAAAAGAUGCAUGGAACUCGAGCGAAGUAUUCUAUAAACCUCAAGACCACGAAGACGCGACUUUCGGUGUCGACAAAAACACCAGAAACUCAUCAUCAGCAUUCGUUCCUCACGAGGACCUUGUGGCUAGAUGUCUGCUCAAGCGAACAAAACAAUUGCUCGGCAAUGCGCAGCACGAAAAUGUCGAGACUCCUCAGCUUGUUCGAUACACAGGCGGAGAGCGUUUCCGGCCUCACAUGGAUACCAUUGAACCCACAAAGGCCACAAAUUUUCAUCCAGACUACACAGAGCGCCCUUGGAAUCGGCUGCUAAGCGCCUUUGUGUACCUGAAUGACAAUUGCACAGGCGGUGAGACGUACUUUCCAAGGCUUACUGGUGUUGGAGCCGAUGCGGAUGGCAGCAAAUUCUCACGGGCAGCAAACAGGCAAGGCCUUCUGGUCAAGCCUAAAAGAGGCAAUGCUAUCGUUUGGAAGAACCUAUUCAAUAACGGAUCUGUCGAUGAGAGACUAGUCCAUGCUAGCCUAGCUAUCAGGUCUGGCGAAAAAGUUGGCAUGAAUUUGUUCACUUGGCAUUAUUUUGAUUCCCCAAUGGUUGGGGAUGCAUCAUGA
This is a messenger RNA of Trichoderma gamsii, 861 nucleotides long. RefSeq lists its product as hypothetical. Gene Ontology annotation, molecular function: iron ion binding; procollagen-proline 4-dioxygenase activity; L-ascorbic acid binding. The record is from RefSeq and is a predicted model, not a curated record. Lineage: Eukaryota; Fungi; Ascomycota; Sordariomycetes; Hypocreales; Hypocreaceae. The transcript has 3 exons. Gene Ontology annotation, biological process: peptidyl-proline hydroxylation to 4-hydroxy-L-proline. Gene Ontology annotation, cellular component: endoplasmic reticulum. The coding region runs from base 1 to 861 and encodes 286 amino acids.